AUGGCGGCCCACCAGUCCCUCCGACAGAACCACUGGCCUAGGACCUCCCUGUGUGAAGACGACUUCCUCACCAUGGCGACCCCACGGUCCCUUCUCAACAUGGAGCCCCACGACCUCCCCAUCAUGAGUGCAUCCGACAGCCAACAGCUUUCCCACCCCCCACCCCCGGGAGGCUGGCCCCGGUUCACUCCCUGGAUUUUGAGAGGUCCUGUGGGUAUUCCUUUCCGCAGCCCCACUUUAAUUUUCUGUUUCUUUCUGGUCUCAGUGAAAUUGUUGCCAGUGGACUGCGAGAGGAAAAACGAUGAGUUCUGUCAGGCCAAGCAGAAGGCGGCCUUGCUGGAGCUGCUGCACGAACUCUACAACUUCCUGGCCAUCCAAGCCGGGAACUUUGAAUGUGGGAAUCCAGAGAAGCUAAAAAGCAAGUGCAUCCCUGUAGCGGAAGCCCAGGAGUACGUAGCAAAUGUGACCGGCAGCUCCACCGCCAAGUUUGAAGCCGCACUGACCUGGAUACUAAGCAGCAACAAGGACGUGGGCAUCUGUUUGAAAGGGGAAGACCCAUCUGAAUUGGUGACAACCGUGGACAAGGUGGUCUGCUUGGAAUCCGCCCGCCCCCGCAUGGGUGUGGGCUGCCGCCUGAGUCGGGCCCUGCUCACCGCCGUCACCCACGUGCUCAUCUUCUUCUGGUGCUUGGCCUUUCUGUGGGGACUCCUGAUCUUCCUGAAAUAUCGGUGGCGCAAGUUAGAAGAGGAGGAGCAGGCCAUGUAUGAGAUGGUGAAGAAGAUUAUAGAUGUGGUCCAGGACCACUACGUGGACUGGGAGCAGGACAUGGAGCGCUACCCGUACGUGGGCAUCCUGCACGUGCGCGACACACUCAUCCCUCCGCAGAGCCGGAGGCGCAUGAAGCGGGUCUGGGACCGCGCUGUGGAGUUCCUGGCCUCCAACGAAUCCCGGAUCCAGACGGAGUCCCACCGCGUGGCUGGAGAGGACAUGCUGGUGUGGAGAUGGACUAAGCCCUCUUUCUUCUCCGACUCAGAGCGAUAAAGCUCGCGGGGCCUGUCCCCUCAGGGGCUCGAGAGGGCCACCGACCUGCUGGUGCUGAAUUCACACUUGCCUUGACUUUCACCUCCUGACUCUCAUCCAAAGGUCUCUGCAAACUCCAGAGCCUCGCUGGUGGGAAAGCCGAGCUUCCCCGGAGGGUGGGGAGGGCCGGGCAGAGGCGCCGCUGUCCUCUCUGUUGGCCCAUCCUCUGCCGGCAGAGAAGUGGAGAAAGGUUUAUCGUUCGCGAAUAGAAGAGAAGCAGCGGCUGAGACCCUGGCGAGCACAUGGGGGUUGGGUGUGGACUCUGGGCAGGGGCUGGGGUGGCCGGGCCGGGAGCAGCCGUCCAUGUGCCUUCAGGGGUUACCUGGGAGCUCUAGCGGCUGGGGCCUCCCCCUGAAGGGGAGGGCCUGUAGGAGAAGUCUGGCCCUGGACACUGGCCCUCGUGCCAGGUGUGAGCUGCUGCCGUGGCCUCCGGGGAGGAGCCUGGGGGAGUCACAGGGCCUGAGGGAGGAGGUGGGCUGCCACCAGCCACCAUCUCCGCAGCCCACCUUCAGUGGGGCCUGUCACAGAAGACGAGGUUUUACAGGCCAGACCUGCAGCCAGGCACCGCAGCCGCCGAGGGUGCCUCGCCCUUCCAGUGUGGGAGGUCUUGUUUACAGCAACCACAGCCUCCCCACCCGGGCCUGGGGAACCGGGACCUGCAGCGCCGUGAGGCGGGGGCCACCACUGCCCGGGCUGGCCACGGGGAGCCUGCCUGCCGCCCUCAGCCCCUCCUGGCUGCCGCUCAGCAGUGGCCUGCGGGUGGGGGUCUCCAGAAACAGGCCAGAGGCACCUGAUGAAGUGCAGGAGCCUCUCCAACGGAGUCUCAUCCCCAGAUGUUUGCAUCUGCAGCAGGUGGGCAGGUGGGGAGACGCAACAGCUGCCUCCAAAAGGCAUUAACCACCCCUGCUGGGCUUACUGGUAUCUCGUUUCUUAAUAAAGCUCCAGUCUCCCUCUUU
Myotis davidii is the source of this 2036-nucleotide messenger RNA. RefSeq names its product LEM domain containing 2 (gene LEMD2). Gene Ontology annotation, biological process: nuclear envelope organization; negative regulation of BMP signaling pathway. Gene Ontology annotation, molecular function: chromatin DNA binding. The transcript is spliced from 9 exons. The record is from RefSeq and is a predicted model, not a curated record. Gene Ontology annotation, cellular component: nuclear inner membrane. The coding region runs from base 1 to 1041 and encodes 346 amino acids. Lineage: Eukaryota; Metazoa; Chordata; Mammalia; Chiroptera; Vespertilionidae.